GGAGAAGCCGGGAGGGAGAGGAGGCGCCGGGCCGGGGCCUGGGGCUGGGGCUGGGGCUGGCCUGCGUCCCCGGGUCAGGCGGGUGGAGGAGGCCUCGCAUCGCAGCCGCCUGUCCUGGGGAACCGCUCGGGAGGCCGUGGAGGUGCAUGGCGACCCGCCCCAAGCGUGCACAGCGGCGGGCCUGCCACCUGCCCGCCGUGUCUCCCCAGGCCCUGGUGGACGAUACCGAGGACGUGUCGCUGGACUUCGGCAAUGAAGAGGAGCUGGCCUUUAGGAAAGCCAAGAUCAGGCAUCCCCUGGCCACCUUCUUCCACCUGUUUUUCCGAGUGAGUGCCAUCGUCACCUACGUGUGCUGCGACUGGUUCAGCCGAAGCUUUGUGGGCUGCUUUGUCACUGUGCUUCUCCUCCUGUCCUUCGACUUCUGGUCUGUGAAGAAUGUAACGGGACGACUCCUGGUGGGCCUUCGGUGGUGGAACCAGAUCGAUGAGGAUGGGAAAAGCCACUGGAUUUUUGAAGCCAGAAAGAUGUCUCCAAACAGCGUGGCUGCCACCGAAGCGGAAGCGCGCAUCUUCUGGCUCGGCCUCAUCAUCUGCCCGGUGAUCUGGAUCGUCUUCUUCUUCAGCACCUUGUUCUCCUUGAAGCUGAAGUGGCUGGCCCUCGUCGUCGCUGGGAUUUCUCUCCAGGCCGCCAACCUGUACGGCUACAUCCUGUGUAAGAUGGGAGGCGAGAGUGACAUCAGCAAAGUCACGGCCAGUUUUCUGUCCCAGACGGUGUUCCAGACGGUGGGUGCCGAGGCCUGACCCCUGGCCCGCGCUGCCCUCCAGGUGCUCAGAGCCAGGGCGGCUGCUGGCAGAGCAGUCCGCGAUGUUGCCGAGGUCGGCCCGGCGGUCGCCGUGUUGUGUUGUGGCAAAUGCCAUAAAAUCGAGCGGUGUAA
Oryctolagus cuniculus (rabbit) is the source of this 934-nucleotide messenger RNA. Lineage: Eukaryota; Metazoa; Chordata; Mammalia; Lagomorpha; Leporidae. The record is from RefSeq and is a predicted model, not a curated record.